Molecule: messenger RNA, 384 nt
Organism: Ustilago hordei
Lineage: Eukaryota; Fungi; Basidiomycota; Ustilaginomycetes; Ustilaginales; Ustilaginaceae
Exons: 1
Coding region: 1-384 (127 amino acids)
Source: RefSeq, a predicted model, not a curated record
AUGAAGAUUAUAUCGGCCACCCUCCUCCUCGCCGCUUUCAUCAGCGCGGCUGUUGUCAAAUCUGCUCCCCUCUCCUCAAACUUGCUCGAAAAAGGGGCCGCAAAAGCAGCGUCCGAGUCUUCUCGUCUUGAAGCGCCUUUAAAGACUACCAAAACAGAGCUUGACGACUUAACCGAAUUCACGGAAAGAUUGGCACGCCUCCGGGUCGGACGUGCUAACAUAGCCUCUGAGGCUGAAGAAAAGUUGCCUUCUGCUCCACGCUAUUCCACCAGGCAACCUGGGAGGAACCCUAUGGCGGACAUGGCAGCAGCGGGAAAGCGAGGACGCAACGCCGAAACUCCUUCCGCCCAAGGCUCCCACAAGAUCUUUAGGAGCUUUGAAUGA